Carya illinoinensis is the source of this 988-nucleotide messenger RNA. RefSeq lists its product as uncharacterized. NCBI's taxonomy places the organism in Eukaryota, Viridiplantae, Streptophyta, Magnoliopsida, Fagales, Juglandaceae. Bases 314 to 820 code for a protein of 168 amino acids. The record is from RefSeq and is a predicted model, not a curated record. The transcript is spliced from 2 exons.
CAAAAAAAACAACUUUGUUCAACAACCAAGUAGGUUCUUGGUUAUGUAAAUGUACAAUAAUGUACAAUAAUUUUGACAAUGUGUAUACAAAAUUGGUCUACAUUAGUGCUCAUAGCAGGUUCUUUUUUUAUCGCUAUGAUGUAGAACUAUAAUCCUCUUUCAUUAACUUCCCUUCAUUAAAAAAAGUUGAAAAUUUAAGACUAAUUUUAUUAUCAAUAAUACUUUGUAAACUUGCUGCUCUUCAUUAAUCUAUCAAAACUUCCCGUUCUUACAUAAUUAUUCCAUCAUUAUUCAACUGUUAUUCAAUUGUUUUAUGGGGGUUCAUCUUAGAAUGUCAAAAUCAUCUUCAUCAAUAUCUUCAUCAUCUUUUCCCAAACUACGUUUGGGAAAAGAAUUGUGCUUCUGCGAGUUGGAAGCCACAUUGAAAUGGUCAACUACUACAAAAAACCCAAGAAGACCCUUCUUAGGGUGUGCAAAGUAUAAUACCCAGGGCUUACCAUAUUGUAAGUUCUUCAAGUGGUUGGAUGGUAAUGAAGUGAUUGAGCUACAACAACAAGAAAGAAUUGAUGAACUGUUAAAGAAAGAGAAAGAUGUAGAGAACAUACUUCAGAUGCUGGAAAAGAGGGAGAUUGAGCUACAUAAGAUAGUGGAUCGCCUUGAGAGGGUAAGCAUGGUGCUGUCCAAUAAAAGCGACGAGGUUACGCAAAAGGAGUUGGUGCUUAAUGCACAAGAAGCUAGAAGAAGGGGGUUGUGCACGCUAUUUUGGAUUUACUGUUGUUUUGUAUUUGUACAUGCAUUUUACCUUGUGUUAUAUAAGUGAAUGGGGGAUUGUUGUUAACUAGUGUUUUCUAUUUUGGUGGAAUAGAAAUCCUUGUUAUGUAACUCUGAGGUGAUGAAUGUAAUUUAAGAUUGCUGGGUACUUGUUUCUGUGGCAAAGAAUAGAAGAUGUUCUUUUUGGUACAAAUGCUUGGUUGGAAUGAAAUUGAUG